Molecule: messenger RNA, 2278 nt
Organism: Ruditapes philippinarum (Manila clam)
Lineage: Eukaryota; Metazoa; Mollusca; Bivalvia; Venerida; Veneridae
Product: neprilysin-1-like
Exons: 20
Coding region: 346-2142 (598 amino acids)
Biological process (GO): protein processing
Cellular component (GO): plasma membrane
Molecular function (GO): metalloendopeptidase activity
Source: RefSeq, a predicted model, not a curated record
UUCCGAGUUACCAUUCUUUUUAAAGCUUUAUCAUAUGUAUGAUAUUUAUAUUUAUUUCUAGAGCUAACAGAUGAUGGAGUUUGUUUAACACCAGGCUGUGUGGUUGCAGCUGCUCGUGUACUUAAUGGAAUUGACACGUCUGUAAAUCCUUGUGACAACUUCUAUACAUUUGCUUGUGGAUCGUGGAUAAAGAGCAAUGUCAUCCCUGAGCAUAAAAGUUCAGUAAGUGUUUUUGCGGAGGUUCGAGAAAAAGUUGCAGUCACUGUCAAAGGGUUGUUAGAAGCCGAUAACAAUCAAAAUCAUCCAAAGGUGGUCCAAAAGGCAAGGGACUUUUACAAAUCAUGUAUGAACCAAGAUGCCGUGGAAGAGUAUGGACUUGGGCCCAUAAAGGAGUUUAUUGUAAAGUUUGGCGGCUGGCCAGUUCUAGGCUCUCAACAUGGCGGACGUUGGUCUGAAAAUAAUUUCAGUGUUGAAGAUUUGUUGGUAGAAUCUGUACGGCAAGGGAAUAGCAUGCCGCUGAUACAUUUCAGCAUCAACAAAGAUUUAAAACAAUCUGUAUCUAACAUAAUAAUUCUCUCUUCUCCAUGGCUUGGGAUGCCAAGUCGUGAGUAUUACCUGACAGACCGUGAAAGUAAGUAUAUAACGGCGUAUCAGAGGAUGCUUGAAGAAAGUUAUGUAGCGUUUGGUGCUGAUCCUGACACUGCCGCGGAUGCCGCUAGAGACGUCGUAGACUUUGAAAUAGAAAUUGCUAAUAUAACCAUCCCGUUACAGAAAAGCCGGAAUCCAAAGUACUAUUACAACAAAAUGACUGUCAGAGAAUUAAUCAAUAAAUAUAAAGGGAUUGACUGGCUGAAACUAAUUAAUGGAACAAUGAACAUCGUUGGAAUGUCAAUAAAUGAAUCAGAACAAGUACUAGCUUCAUCACGUGACUAUUUUGAGAAAAUCGGUAAUGUUCUAGCCAAAUAUCCUUCGAGGGUUCUCGCAAAUUACUUGGUCGGCCGUAUCAUUUUAAAUGGGGACGUAUUAUUUUAUCCUAAAACACUUAAGGACAUUUACCUUAGAUUUAAACAGGUAUUCAGCGGAGCCUCACGAGAAUCUCCCAGAUGGCGGGACUGCGCAGACCUUGCCAAAAAUGAUUUCCCGGAAGUCGUUGGUCGUCUGUUUGUCGAAGAAGCAUUUGGUGAAGACGCACAAAAAGAUGUUCUAGAAUUGGUUGAAAAUCUUAGGACGGCAUUUUUGAAUAUGGUCGACGACAGCACGUGGUUAGAUGACGUCACAAAACAAACUGCAAAAGAGAAGGCGGAAUCUAUGGAAACACUUAUUGGUUAUCCAGCAAUUACUUUCAACGACGUUGCUCUGGAGACGUAUUAUGAGAACGCAACUGUUGACAACGGAGACCCGUUUGGAACAAAAGUAAGCAUUGACAAGGCCGACAAUGUUCGUAUGCUGCAAACACUUCGCCAACCAUAUGAUAGAGCAAGAUGGUAUAAUUCGGCUGCAUCUGUCAAUGCGUUCAACAUGUUUCUCACCAAUCAGAUGGUUUAUCCAGCAGCCAUUCUUCAACCGCCAUAUUACUCGUACGACCAACCUGAGUACUUGAAUUAUGGUGGAAUAGGUAGUGUUAUAGGACAUGAAAUAACACACGGGUUUGAUGAUAGAGGUCGACAUUUUGAUAAAAAUGGACAAUUAGUUGACUGGUGGACGACUUAUGAUGAAACAGAAUUCAACAAGCGUAAACAGUGCCUGGUUGAUCAGUACAACAAUUUUACAGUUUCUGGUACGGACGGAAUGAAGAUUAAUGGAGAACUUACGGCUGGAGAAAAUAUUGCAGAUAAUGGCGGAAGCAAGGAAAGCUUUAAGGCAUAUCGUAAUUGGGUAAAAAGAAGCCGGCAAGGUAUAGAAGAGCAGAAACUACCUGGGUUAGAUUAUACACCUAACCAAUUAUUUUUUCUGAAUGAAGCACAGGUUUGGUGUGGUGACAUGAAGAAUGAAGAAAAAAUUAAACAAAUUCAUACGGACCCUCACAGUUAUUUCAUGUUCAGAGUGGUAGGACCUCUACAAAAUUCAGUGGAGUUUUCGAAAGCCUGGAAUUGCCCGAUCGGUUCUUACAUGAAUCCCCCGGACAAAUGUUCGGUUUGGUAGACCACAACCGAGAUAAGGAGUUGUUCUGAUACAUUGAGACGUGUACAAACGAAUGAUGUUAUCCUCGUAUUAACCGCUACCUUGUAUUAUGUAUUUGCAUUCUAUUACUUCAAAUUAAAAGAAAACAAAUAAUAAG